This is a messenger RNA of Equus caballus (horse), 1697 nucleotides long. RefSeq names its product keratin 39 (gene KRT39). The record is from RefSeq and is marked validated. Gene Ontology annotation, molecular function: structural molecule activity. Gene Ontology annotation, cellular component: cytoskeleton. Gene Ontology annotation, biological process: epithelial cell differentiation; intermediate filament organization. NCBI's taxonomy places the organism in Eukaryota, Metazoa, Chordata, Mammalia, Perissodactyla, Equidae.
CAUAGACUUUGAAAAAUCAAAGCUGGGCACACACUAUGGAUACCAAAUGUUGUAAAACAACUAUUUCUUCUUCAACACCACACCAGAGGUGCUCUAGGAUUACAGAUUUUAGGGCUAUCUCUUCUAACACCAACUGCCAGCAUGGUGGUCUUAAAGCCAACAGCUGCCAACCAACUGGCCAUGUUCGGAGGACCACCCACAUCCAGGGCUGCCAAUCCACUCCUUGCUUGUGUCUCACGCCCGUCUGCUUAAUAAGAAGCUUCAACACCUGUCCCUCUCUGGAUGAUUGUGGCCAGUGUGGUGAAGGUAUCAACAGUAAUGAGAAAGGGACCAUGCAAAUCUUGAACGACCGCCUUGCUAACUACCUGGAAAAGGUGCGAAUGUUGGAACAAGAGAAUGCUGAACUGGAGGGUAAAAUCCAGGAAGAGUGUAACAAAGAGCUCCCUGUCAUCUGUCCUGACUACCUGUCCUACUACACUACCAUUGAGGAACUCCAGCAGAAGAUCUUGUGUACCAAGGCUGAGAAUUCCAGACUGGUCUCACAAAUUGACAACACCAAACUGGCUGCCGAUGACUUGAGAGCCAAGUAUGAAGCCGAAGUGUCCCUACGCAAGCUGGUGGAGGCAGAUGCCAGUGGCGUACAGCACAUCCUAAAUGCGCUGACCCUGGGCAAAGCUGACCUGGAGGCACAACUCCAGUCUCUGAAGGAGGAGCUCCUUUGCCUCAAAAACAACCAUGAUGAGGAAAUCAAUUCCUUACAGAGCCAGCUUGGAGACAGACUCAACAUUGAAGUGACCACUGCCCCUUCUGUUGACCUAAACCGGGUUCUACAAGAAAUGAGAUGUCAGUAUGAGUCUAUCAUAGAGACAAACCGCAGAGAUGUGGAACAAUGGUUCAACACACAGAUGGAGGAGCUGAACCAGCAGGUGGUGACAAGCUCUCAGCAGCAGCAAUACUGCCAGAAGGAGAUCACUGAAUUGAGACGCACUAUGAACAUUCUGGAGGUUGAACUUCAGGCCCAGCAUCGAAUGAGAGAUUCCCAGGAAUGCAUCCUGGCGGAGACGGAGACCCGCUAUGCGGCCUUGCUGGCUCAGAUCCAGUGUCUGAUCGAUAACCUAGAGGCUCAGUUGGCAGAGAUCCGAUGUGCCCUGGAAAGACAGAACCAAGAAUACGAGAUUCUGCUGGAUGUCAAGUCCCGGCUGGAGUGUGAGAUAACCGCAUACCGCAGCCUUCUGGAGAGCUUGGACGGCAAGCUUCCCUGUAACCCGUGUGCCACCAAAUGUGAGCCUUCAACUUGCAUAUCCAGGAAGGCCAGAGCCAUAGAAUGCACAGCCCCAGUUUACACAUCAUCCUCAGCCCCCCGUGGGGUACGCAAGCCCUGCAGAGCCCGUGGAGGCCUGUCCCGGAUCCUGGUUAAAAUCUGCACCAUCACCAAGGAGAUUAAGGACGGGAAAGUCAUUUCUUCUCAUGAGCAUGUGCGGCCUUGCUUCAUCACCAGACCCGCCACAGUCUAACAUCCCAAGAUGAUGAAAAUGACCCUGCUUCGCGAAAGAGAGGCCAAUUCUUCCUCCUGCCAGAAAGGUUUAAGAACUCCCCAGUCCCUUCAGGUACUUCAUUUCUUUACCACUACAGUGGGUCCCCGUUAAUAGACAGAAUAUCUUUCAUUCUGCUCCUUCCCUAAGUUGCUGCUGCCAACA